This is a messenger RNA of Polistes canadensis, 3768 nucleotides long. RefSeq names its product cilia- and flagella-associated protein 61-like. The transcript is spliced from 24 exons. Bases 1 to 3768 code for a protein of 1255 amino acids. NCBI's taxonomy places the organism in Eukaryota, Metazoa, Arthropoda, Insecta, Hymenoptera, Vespidae. The record is from RefSeq and is a predicted model, not a curated record.
AUGUUUAAUAUUGGUACAUGUAUGAUCGAGCCCAAUACUGGAAGAUGUAAAAAAGAAUACGUUCCACGAAUAAGCGGUUAUCGUCGUGCCUUACAUUCUGAUUUACCAACAUUGGAACGUUUAAUAUCAAUCAAAACUUAUGACAUAUUUGGAAAUAUCGAUAUUGGACAAUUAUACGAAUCCUCCUGUUAUACUGUAAUUCAAUACAACGAAAAAGAAGAUAUUAUAUCAGGAAUAUUUCUUUGCAAUUAUCCUAAUAUUCCAUCAAUUCCAAAACAGGAAUGGCUUCAUUGUUUAACAUUACAUUAUAAAAUAGUUCCAAUAGAUUUCAAGGAUACUUUUAUGGUGCAAGCUUUGUACUUGAGUACACGAUACACUGUUAUUCCAAGAUUAAAGAUUCGUCGUGCUGUGGAGGAAGAUAACGACGACAUAAUACCGAUAAUCGAUGCAGAUUCAUCCUAUGUAAAAGAAUUGUAUGGGGAGUAUUACAUAAGCGAAAUGAUUCGCUAUCCUGACGGUCAUCGUCAGUUAAUCGUUUCUGAGGACGACAAUGGUUUGACUACUGGAGUGAUUUGCCUUAACUCGAACAUUGACGUAGAUAUUUUAAACGAAAAUUUUGAAUUAAAUGUUUAUCGUGGAUUGAGAAAACCACAUGAAACAGAUGAUGGUAUUGAAAUAUUUCAAAAAAGUACAAGCGAAAUUUUGUCGAAAAAUUUCUCUGGAAACAUGCAGGAUUUAUUAUCAGAUAAUGUUAAACUCGAACGAAAAUCAAGUGCAAUGAUCGAGAAUAAAAUUGAGACUAAAACUAAUUUCGAAAAUGAUGAAAAACUUCAAACGAAUGAUACAGAAAUUAAAGAAAUUUAUAAUCGAAAGGUAUCUUUGCCCAAAGAAAAAAAACACGUUCGUAUCAGCGAAGUUUAUAACAACGACGAACAAAUAAUAGAAGAAACUUUUCACGAAUCUAAAGACGAACAUUUCGUGAUGAAUAUUAAAAAUUCUGAUAAAAAUGUCGGAUCAAUGAUACCCGAUCAUUUGAAUGUAAACGUUGCGUUUGCAGAUGCAAUUAAUCAAAUACCGACUUUGGAGGAACAUCAUUUCGUCAGAUCAAAAUCAAAUCAUAUCGAGCAAAAGAUUUUCACGAUUCCAAAUUAUUACGGUAAAGUAAAUGCAUUCGUUAUAGAAAUGUUUGCUGUACGAGAUGACAUUGGCAAUCGUGGUACCCGAGAAUUUUUGGAAACUACUUUCGAGUGUUUCCCUGAUUUAGAUUACUGCGUAUUACUUUUACCAUCUGCUUACUCGUACUUUUCAUUUUUGGAACAAUUUGUGCGAGUACCAUUGAGAUGUAACAAAGAUUUUCCUAUGUCUUUGUACUUGUCUCACAAGGCAGUACUUUUCGGAGAAAUAAAAUCAUAUAAAGCUAAUUUAUCCGAUAGAACUAAAAUUGAGAAAUUUUUAAUAUCAGAUAAUACUAUUAUUGGCUUAGCUAUUGUAUGCAUCGAAAAGGAUCACGAAGAACUUAAAAAGAACUUUCACGUAGAAGAUUUUAUCACGAGACGAUAUAUAUUUAACGAAGCUUAUGGUCGUUUAUUACAUUUCGUUCUUAUGCCAAUAUUUUCGAUUAAUCAGAGAUAUUUCUUUUGCGAAAUUAUGCGACUAAAUGACUUGACGAUUCUUUAUUAUCGUCUAUACGAGGAAGAAGGAAGUUCACUCACUAGAACUCAGUCAUUGGUAUCUUGUUUGCACACCAUGGUACCAGUUAAUCCCCGUAGAAGAAUAGAAUACAAAUUUUGUGAUUGUUCUUCGACAAAUAAUAUCACUGAUGAAAUAUAUAAAAAUACAAAUAAUAACAAAGUAUUUACACUAUUUAUGACGACACCGAGAAUUGCAACAAUACCAAACAAGAUCAUCGAUACAAAGAUAGUCGUCGUAGGUGGUUCCGAUUGUGGCAUAGCUUUUGUCGAAUUUUUAGCAUUAGGGUAUCAACAAAAUUUCGUUAACUUUACGAAUUUAACUUUGAUAUCACCUAAUGGAUUGCCAUACGAAAAAAAACAUAAUGAUCUUAAAUGGGAUAUGAUGAUACCGUUUAAAGGAAAAUAUUGUCGGGAUUAUCGACACCUUAUUACCAGACGUGCUUGGAUUAAUGUCGUUUACGGAACAUUAUUAGCGAUUAAUAGGAAGGAAAAAUACGUGACUGUAAUGGAUCAAGGGAAUUUGAGUUACGACUUUUUGAUAUUAACUUGCGGUCUCCAAUAUCAAAAGACAUUAUUCAGGGAUAAAAAAAUGGAGACGCAAAAGGAGGGAGAUAUCACAAAAUCGGAAAUCAUUUGGAAUUGUUUAACUAUUAACGAUGAUGUCGAAGCAUACGAAGCCAUUGUAUUUUAUGGUCAUAAUAUCGAUUGUUAUUGUGCUCUUCAUGGAUUAUUGAAACAUGGAAUUAAAGGUUCUUGGAUUACUUUAAUCGAACCUAAAUUAAAAUUAUGCGACCGACACGACAAUGUUUUCUUUUAUAAUUGCGAAGUUGAUACAACCAUAAUGAAUUCCAUUUUGGAAAAUGAAAUAAACAUUCUUUUAGGAUGGAACGUAAUUAAUUGGAAUUUAUUAGAGGAAUGUAAAAAUAAUAAGAAUAAAAUCACAUCGAUCGUUGUAAGAUCAGGAAAUAAAAUUCGAACCAUUCCUUGUGACAUUUUUUUCAAUUUUUAUAACAAACAAAUUGAUACCAAUUCAUUUCUAGAAACUUUUGGUUUAUCCUGUAUUUUGUGUCUGUGUUUCGAUAGAUUAUACGCAAAUUAUUUUUCAUUGAUUUUAAUUAUACAUAUAUAUAUUCCAGCAAUUUGUCGUGCUGGUUUAGUAUUUGAUGGUCGUCUGGUGAUAAAUCCUGAAUUUCGUACGAACGACCCAUUUGUAUUCGCAGCUGGUGCGAUUACCAAAUAUUCAAGAAAAUUUCAAGCUGAAUUAUUCGAACACAAGUAUUACAGUAGCAUAGAGAUUGGCGAAAGACUCGGUAAAGUUAUUCGCAAAGUGAUAGAAAUUUAUCAAGAACGUAAAGGUAGAUGCGAUCAUUUUGACAGAAGUAAAUCGAAUUUAUUAUUACCGGAAUUUCGAUCACCGAUCAUUGUAUCCUGCGUAUUACCUGGUGAUUACCAUUAUCUUUACGUCAGCAGACCAGGAAACAAAUUACCACGUGAUAUUUCUAUAAAACAAUCACUUUAUGGUGACGUUAUGAUAACGGGUAAUUGUUUAUCCGAAAUUGGUUACUUUCGUUUACGUGUAAAUUCACGAAAUUUUGUAGAUUCGAUCACGUGUUGCAGUAAGAAGAAUUUCGAAGUACACCAUAUGAUAGCUUUGUACGGAAAACACGACAGUAUGUUAAACGAAGUUAAAUAUCGUUUUAAAAAUUCUCUUAUUUUGGAUUUUUACGCAUACUUUCGUGAACCAUGGGCUAUGGCAUUGUUUUACGACAGAUUCGAAUGUUUGAGAGUAGAAAAUCGUGCCACUUUGUUAUCCAAAACGAAUGUUUCUGGUGGUGAUUCCUUGAUUGAAGAUUGCGUGCGUGCUUUGUUAAAAUCUGAAGGGAAUGAGAUAUCAGAAAAGGAUCGUAAUUUAAUAGAGAAAAAAUAUGUUGGAUCUGUUUAUCAGCAAGAAAUAGAAAACAGUAUAGUUGAUUUUCUACAAUUUUCCGAAGAAGAUUUACCUGUUUAUUGUACGCCACGUUUCGUUAGAUGGUUAUACGCUGAUAUCGAAUCUAGCCCAUUAUUUUUUGAACAAUGA